AUUUUUAUUUUUUUAAUAUUUUUAUGAGAGAAACUUUACAACUGUAAUGUUAGUUUUUUAUUAAAGAAACGGGAAAAAUAUAUUUGUUUGCUUCUGCAAGUAACUUUUUCCCGGCAGCCUAAACGGAAACUAGUUGAAUUUGGGUUGAAUUUCAUUUGCAUUUCGCCUGAAUUUCUGCUGUUUAAAAACCACACUCCCUAUCUUCCAUUCUUCAUUUCAGCUUCUCUCGUCUCCUCGUCUCCUCUCCGGCAAUCAGAGAGAAGCAAAACCUUAAAGCUCAAUCAAAGAUUAUAAAAAAUGGCAGAUGCUGAGGAUAUUCAACCUCUUGUCUGUGACAAUGGAACUGGAAUGGUCAAGGCAGGUUUUGCUGGUGAUGAUGCCCCUAGGGCAGUGUUCCCUAGCAUUGUUGGCCGGCCUCGUCAUACAGGUGUCAUGGUUGGAAUGGGACAAAAAGAUGCGUAUGUAGGUGAUGAGGCCCAAUCAAAAAGAGGUAUCCUCACAUUGAAAUACCCUAUUGAACAUGGCAUUGUCAGCAAUUGGGAUGACAUGGAAAAGAUUUGGCAUCAUACGUUCUACAAUGAGCUGCGUGUUGCUCCUGAAGAACAUCCAGUUCUUCUUACUGAGGCACCUCUCAACCCUAAGGCUAAUAGAGAGAAGAUGACCCAGAUCAUGUUUGAAACUUUCAAUGUGCCUGCCAUGUAUGUUGCUAUCCAGGCUGUUCUGUCACUCUAUGCCAGUGGUCGCACAACAGGUAUUGUCUUGGAUUCUGGUGAUGGUGUGAGCCACACAGUGCCAAUUUAUGAAGGUUAUGCCCUCCCCCAUGCAAUCCUUCGGUUGGACCUUGCUGGUCGUGAUCUUACAGAUGCCUUGAUGAAGAUCUUGACAGAGAGAGGCUACUCUUUCACCACUACUGCUGAACGGGAAAUUGUACGUGACAUGAAAGAGAAACUUGCUUAUGUUGCUCUUGACUAUGAACAAGAGUUGGAGACUGCCAAGAGUAGCUCUGCAAUUGAAAAGAGCUAUGAAUUGCCUGAUGGGCAAGUGAUCACCAUUGGGGCAGAGAGGUUCCGCUGCCCUGAAGUCCUGUUCCAGCCAUCACUAAUUGGAAUGGAAGCUGCUGGAAUCCACGAAACCACUUACAACUCCAUCAUGAAGUGUGAUGUCGAUAUCAGGAAGGACCUUUAUGGAAACAUUGUUCUUAGCGGUGGAUCAACCAUGUUCCCUGGUAUCGCUGAUAGAAUGAGCAAGGAAAUCACUGCCCUUGCUCCUGCAAGCAUGAAGAUCAAGGUUGUUGCUCCUCCUGAGAGAAAAUAUAGUGUAUGGAUUGGGGGAUCCAUCUUGGCAUCUCUUAGCACCUUCCAACAGAUGUGGAUUACCAAGAGUGAGUAUGAUGAAUCAGGUCCAGCCAUUGUUCACCGGAAGUGCUUCUAAUUUGGAUGAAGAGACUGGAGGAUUAAGGUCUCAUCUCUUGACCAGUUGGUCUUGUGUCAUAUGUCUAAGAUGGUUUGGUUGAUUUUGAAGCUUGGUUUAUUGGUUGAGGAAAGUAGUUUUCCUAGUCAGUGCUUGAGUCUUUGCGUCUUGUUAGGGUUCUAGAUGCCAUAUUAUCACUGGAAAAAGAGUGGCGUGUAUCGAAAGUCCAUUUCAGUUUCUGUUGCUUCGGUCUAUUAUUUUUGUAUCGGGCCAAGAGUAUUCUAGGUGGACAUUAUUUGGUUUUCUUCCCACUUCGGGGAUUUUUGAGUCUUUGCAUCUUAAAUUUAUUUUAAGAGGAAUUUGAUUUCAUUUCAGUGGUGAUGCAGAACUGUUAAGAAAAAUAUGUUAUACCAACUACUGGGAAAACUGUUUAAACCGAUUAAAUGCUCUUGAUAAGU
Rubroshorea leprosula is the source of this 1868-nucleotide messenger RNA. Lineage: Eukaryota; Viridiplantae; Streptophyta; Magnoliopsida; Malvales; Dipterocarpaceae. The record is from the annotation of a GenBank genome assembly.